Molecule: messenger RNA, 1272 nt
Organism: Cydia amplana
Lineage: Eukaryota; Metazoa; Arthropoda; Insecta; Lepidoptera; Tortricidae
Product: solute carrier family 25 member 44
Exons: 7
Coding region: 228-1265 (345 amino acids)
Biological process (GO): branched-chain amino acid catabolic process; branched-chain amino acid transport
Cellular component (GO): mitochondrion
Molecular function (GO): branched-chain amino acid transmembrane transporter activity
Source: RefSeq, a predicted model, not a curated record
UAGCAUGGAGCAAUGGAGGAACCUUCGGAGCAUAUAUCUUAAAAUAAACCAUCAGACGUAACACGAGAUCUCGUCUCAUUGUUGAUUAUUUAUUUUACUAUUACGUUUACAAACUUUCAAUUUUAUUCCAUUUUUUUUAAUUUAUAAUAGAUCAAUUUAACAUAAGUUACCAAAGAUUGUAUAGGCAUAGAGCUUGAUUAUAGUUGUUAUUGUUAUUGAAGAAGUAGAUGCUACUUGGUAUAUGGAAUAAGAAGAUAGAGCAUAGAACGGAAGAGAAGAUGGCUGCGACGAUAGUGGAGAAUCCUCCGCCGCAUCUUAUUACGACGAUAGAAUGGAGUAUGAUGGAUAAAGGGAAGUUUUUCCCACUGUACACACUUAGCAGUUUUACAGUACGCUGUGCCCUAUACCCGCUGACGCUAGUGAAGACGCAAAUACAGCUGCAACGUAGGAAGGAGGCCUACAGCGGAGUCGCCGACGCCAUCUCCAAGAUAUACAGGCAUGAGGGCGUCUCCGGGCUGUACCGGGGCUUCUGGCUGUCUAGUUUUCAGAUAAUUUCUGGAGUAUUCUACAUCUCCACGUACGAGGGGGUGCGGCAUGAGUUAGGAAAAUAUGACAUUAGCCCCAAAGUAAAGUCGUUCAUAGGCGGCGGGUGCGCGUCGCUCGUGGGGCAGACCAUCAUAGUGCCGUUCGACGUGCUCAGCCAACACUUGAUGGUGCUGGGACUGAUUAAAGGAAGAGCUGGGGGCAGUAAAAACCCUGUAAUGAACCCACUAGGGUUGAACCUAGAUGGACGAUUAUCGAAAUCACAGCUAGCCCGAGAGGUAGCACGGCGGGUAUACCAGCAACACGGGUUACUCGGGUACUACCGCGGGUACCUCGCCUCGCUUGCCGCUUACGUACCGAAUUCAGCACUAUGGUGGGCGUUGUAUACCGCUUAUCAAGAUGAGCUACUAAAGAUAUGUCCGACGUGGGUGUCCCACCUGCUCAUCCAGUGCGUGGCCGGCACGCUAGGCGGGUUCACCACGACCAUCCUCACCAACCCGCUCGACAUCGUCCGGGCGAGAUUACAGGUAGAAGGCGUCGGCACGAUGCGAAAAGUAUUCAAAGACCUCUGGGCCGAGGAGGGUCUGUGGGGUCUGUACGCGAAAGGGCUCUCAGCGCGACUCCUGCAGUCCGCCUGCUUCUCAUCCUCCAUCAUACUCGGCUACGAGACCAUCAAGCGGCUGGCGGUGGCCGACCAGUACCGCGCGCACGUGCGCUGGUAAUAAACAA